This is a messenger RNA of Pelmatolapia mariae (spotted tilapia), 2593 nucleotides long. Its product is annotated as UDP-glucuronosyltransferase 2C1-like. NCBI's taxonomy places the organism in Eukaryota, Metazoa, Chordata, Actinopteri, Cichliformes, Cichlidae. Gene Ontology annotation, molecular function: UDP-glycosyltransferase activity. Bases 257 to 1849 code for a protein of 530 amino acids. The record is from RefSeq and is a predicted model, not a curated record. The transcript has 4 exons.
CUUCUGGGAACUAGUCAACCCAACUCAGUGAAACACACACUGAAUGCAUGCUGGCCCCGCCCACCCACCUACCUCUACCAACCACCACUCCAUAUCCUGACUGACAUGACCUGUGAUCCAGUGAUUGACAGGAGAGGAAAGACAGGCCAGCUUUGUUAGCUGUUCGUUAGGAUAUGCUCGAGAGGACAAAAGAUUUUGCACCUCCUUAUUGUUGGACCUCUGUGUGGAAACUGCAAACGGGAUGUUAUAAGGAGCCAUGACAUCCCAUCAUGUCCGUGGGAUGCUUGCUUUCCUCAGUUUAUUCCUGAUUUCAUUUACACCACAUUGCGAUGGAGGAAACAUUCUGGUGGUUCCUGUAGAUGGCAGCCACUGGAUCAAUAUGAAAAUCCUGCUGGAAGAACUUCAUGCUAGGGGACACAAUCUCACUGUGAUCAGGGCCUCCACGAGCUGGUACAUCCCUGAAAAGUCUGAUCUAUACACAUCCAUUACAGUUGAAAUGGCUGUAAAUGUUGAGCACUUUUUUGGCGGGUGUCUAGAGGAGCAGGUGGAGGUGCAAAGAGAGGGGGCAUCAGUGAUGACUUCCUUCAAACUCACCAAGAAAUUUUUUUCUUUAAUUUCUUAUGCACAUUCACUGUGGUAUGAUGCUUUGAAAUAUAUUUUUGAUGAUCAAAAUAUGAUCCAGAGAUUAAGAGAUUCCCAGUAUGAUCUGGUUCUAACUGAUCCAGCUUUGGCCCCAGGGGUUAUUCUAGCCAAAUAUCUCAAGCUUCCCUUAGUGCUCAACGUACGCUGGAUCACCAGUGGAGAAGGCCACUUUGUGUUAGCUCCCUCACCCCUCUCCUACAUCCCAGUGCCAGGAUCCGGCUUAACAGACAAAAUGAAUUUCAUCCAGAGGAUCAAGAACAUUUUUUUCCAUAGCAUUAUACUGUUUCAGCAGAAAUUUUUAGUGGACCCAGUAUAUAAUGACAUGUGUGAUAAGUAUAUUGAAGGUGGAUGUGAUGUCAUCUCACUACUACAGGAAGCAGACAUUUGGUUGUUCAGGUCAGAUUUUGUGUUUGAGUUCCCUCGCCCCACUAUGCCAAAUGUUGUCUAUAUAGGAGGAUUUCAGUGCAAACCAGCUCGGCCUCUGCCAGCAGAGCUGGAGGAGUUUGUUCAGAGUGCUGGGCAACAUGGAGUCAUCAUCAUGACUCUGGGAACUCAUGUCAAUGCUUUGCCCAAAGAGGUUACAGAGGAAAUCGCCAGUGUCUUUGCUAAGAUGCCCCAAAAGGUGAUCUGGAAGCAUAAAGGAGACCGACCCUCUACACUGGGAAACAACACUCUAAUAGUGGACUGGAUGCCACAGAAAGAUCUUCUGGGUCAUCCACAGACCAAAGUCUUUGUAGCACAUGGAGGAACUAAUGGUGUCCAGGAGGCCAUUUACUAUGGGGUCCCUGUGCUCGGCAUACCCUUGUUCUUUGACCAGUAUGAUAACCUUCUACGACUGCAGGAGAGAGGAGCUGGAAAGAUCAUUCAGCUAGUUGAUGUUAAUGGCCACAGUUUUGAGCAAGGGCUUCAGCAACUGCUCCAUCAAGAGAGCUACAGGCAGAACAUUCAAAGACUGUCACGUUUGCACAGAGAUCAGCCAAUAACACCCAUGGAGAAGGCCGUCUUCUGGGUAGAGUAUGUGAUGCGCCACAAAGGGGCUCGUCACCUGCGUACAGAGGCUUAUAAGAUGCCCUGGUACUCUUACUACUGUUUAGAUGUAGUGCUCAUAUUGCUGUCUGUGGUCACUGCACUGCUUCUCUCUAUUGUGGCUGUUUUCAGAUUUCUGUGCUGCCGAAGACAAAGAAAGAUAAAAACUAAACAAAACUAAAAUAAUUUCCAUCUAGAAGAUGACGUACUAUGUCUAUUACUCACUGUGGUUUAGUUUUGAUGCAAAGAGUUACUUGUAGCACACUUGUAAAUGAUUAAACCUCUACAAGAAACUGUAGAUUGCUCCCUGUCUAGAUGGGGUUAUUGUCACAGGCUAAAGAAGGAAAUUAUACCAGCAAAUUGUGCAAAUUUCACCAGAUGACUGGAUGACUGGACAGGUUUCACACUUAGAUGUGUUUGACAGCUUUGAAUGGGGGUAGGGGGGUCCUUCAUAGCCAACAGGUUUGCUGGACCAAGAUUUAGGGCAAAAUGUUCAAUGGUUUAUUUGCAGUAUAUGUUCAUGUUUCAUGAAACUGUUCAAUGAAACUGUUCCACGUAGUAACUUUUUAGUUAUAUUCACAGGCAAUAAAGUUAAAAUAACAAACACUUAAACCUUUAGGAAGUCUAUUUGUUGAUUCUGCCAUUGCUUUGUUUCUUUAAAGCACAGCUGGGAUUGUUUUUCUGGCUUUUUGCUUGGUGCAUCACAUGUUAAAAAACUCAAAUCAUAAUUUUUACAGUAUUGGCAAAAAUGUUGUUGCUAUUGGAGGGUUUAUGUACACCUAACCAUCACAUUUAAUCAGCAAAACCAACUGUAAAAUGAUGUUAUGUAACUACAACCUGAAGAAGUCUUACAUUUCCCAUUUGUACAGCCUUGGUCGUGUAUAUGAAACGUGUAUAAAUGGUUUUCUAUAGACUUCCUAUCUGU